Austrofundulus limnaeus is the source of this 1072-nucleotide messenger RNA. RefSeq names its product ribonuclease T2 (gene rnaset2). Gene Ontology annotation, biological process: RNA catabolic process. The record is from RefSeq and is a predicted model, not a curated record. The transcript is spliced from 10 exons. Gene Ontology annotation, cellular component: extracellular region. NCBI's taxonomy places the organism in Eukaryota, Metazoa, Chordata, Actinopteri, Cyprinodontiformes, Rivulidae. Bases 137 to 859 code for a protein of 240 amino acids. Gene Ontology annotation, molecular function: RNA binding; ribonuclease T2 activity.
CGGAAGUCCAGCGGCUGAGAAGUAUAAACAACUUUUUUUUUGUUCGCACUGACUGCACCUCACCUCAGCAGUCUACAAAAACAAGGAACUCCUCGAAGAGAGACAGGCUCUGUUCCUAUACUCGGUAAGGACAGCCAUGACCCUCACCUCUUCUCUCCUGAUCGUCCUGGCAGCAGCCAGCCUUUCUGCUGCUUCACCUCAUGAAUUGUGGAACAAAGUGACCCUGACCCACCAAUGGCCCAACACCUUCUGUUUGCUGGAACACUGUCAUCCCAAGAUUAGCUACUGGACACUACAUGGACUUUGGCCAGAUAAUGGGAACGACUGCAAUUCAUCAUGGCAUUUCAACUCUUCCCUGAUCGAGGAUCUGCUGCCAGACAUGAAGAUUAGUUGGCCUGACUUGCUCAAGCCCACUUCUAUUAGCUUCUGGAAGUACGAGUGGAACAAACAUGGGACAUGUGCAGCCAAAGCAGAUUCAUUGAACAGUGAACAUAAAUACUUCAGCAAAGCACUGGAAUUGUAUCAUAAAAUGGAUUUGAGCGGCCUCCUGAAAAAGUUUGAUAUUAUCCCUUCUAACACAACCUUCUACAGUUUUUCACAAAUUGAAGAGGUGAUCCAAAAUUUCUAUGGCAUCAAACCAAAGAUCCAGUGUGCCUUUUUGAGAAAGAAUGCUGAKUACCAGACUUUGGGGCAGAUUGAGAUUUGCUUUGAUGCGGACUUUAACCUGCUGGACUGUGAGAAACGAUAUAUGACGGAAACAGAGUUAAAGAGAGGUUGGCAGCAACUCGAUGUUAACACCUCAAGUGGAUACAAAGUGUGUGACCAUGACAUACUAAUACAUUACCCACCUCAGUCAUAAGCUUCACAAUCAAAAGCAUAAUAACACACUAAACACUUUCAUACACAAAACCUUGCUAAUUCAUUUUUUUGUUUGGUGACAAAUGCAGUGUAAUUUAGCAUGCACACUAAUUAAGGACUGAUUUCAUUUUGCACACAGACAAUCUCUUUCAAUAUAGUGCUGCGUGGGAGUCAUCCCACUGCUUACUUGAAACGAUUUUACAGAGGACUUUUC